AAGCCGGGUACUUGCGUGCAGUCGGUUCUGACGAAAGGAGGAGCGCUGGAAGAGUCACAACCUGAACCGCAUUAAGACAAGAUGGCAGGACUGCCCCGCAGGAUCAUUAAGGAGACACAGCGCUUGCUUGCUGAGCCUGUACCCGGGAUCAAGGCGGAGCCGGACGAGGGAAAUGCCCGCUACUUCCACGUGGUCAUCGCAGGGCCCCAGGACUCGCCCUUUGAAGGCGGGACUUUUAAACUUGAACUCUUUCUGCCCGAGGAGUAUCCGAUGGCAGCCCCGAAAGUACGCUUCAUGACCAAAAUCUACCACCCCAACGUAGACAAGCUGGGCCGGAUAUGCUUGGACAUCCUGAAAGACAAGUGGUCCCCAGCUCUGCAGAUCCGCACAGUGCUGCUAUCCAUCCAGGCAUUACUAAGCGCCCCCAACCCAGAUGAUCCGCUAGCUAACGACGUCGCCGAGCAAUGGAAAAGCAAUGAGGCCCAAGCUAUAGAGACAGCACGCACAUGGACCAGGCUGUACGCAGGAAACAACAUCGAAGUGUAGGAGUGGAAGUGGAGCACAACUUCCUGUUCUGCCAAGCCUCCGCUCUGCCCCCCUCCCCCUCCCCACCACCAUUUUCGUUUUGCAUUUAAAGGACACGGUCUGGCAAGACAAACAUGAGAUUAGAGACUUGAGGAUGUUCGAAAUGCACAUUAGCAGAUGUAUCCUUGUCCUGAUUCACCAUUCAUAAGCAGGGGCUGUGUGUGAGUGUGUGUGUGUGUGUUGGGGUGGGGGGUGGUUGGCGGAACAGUACUUUUUACCUAUUUUUCUUUUAAAUGUUACUUUUUGUUGCUGUGACGCUCCUGGUGUAAAGCGCAGCUAAGAUGCUCCAUGAUGAUCGUGCCCCCCCCUCCAUAACUGUAGGCGCUUUAGAAAGAACAAAGUCCCACUGAAGAGUUGGGUUUUUUUUUUCUUCCCAUCACCCACCCCACCCCCCCCGCACCCCCCCCACGAGGGCAAACGGUGUAGUGAUGAACCGACGUGUAAAGAAAUGAAUGAAAUAAAACAGCCACCACAACGACAUGUACUGUUUUGACAGCUGUCAGUGUAGACUAAUGUAGGCUUGUGACUUUGUAUGGCUUGUCUGGGAGAAAGAAAGUAUGUAAAGUUUUAGUAAAAUUUGUUAUUGUA
Molecule: messenger RNA, 1173 nt
Organism: Brienomyrus brachyistius
Lineage: Eukaryota; Metazoa; Chordata; Actinopteri; Osteoglossiformes; Mormyridae
Product: ubiquitin-conjugating enzyme E2 N
Exons: 4
Coding region: 82-546 (154 amino acids)
Biological process (GO): DNA damage tolerance; protein K63-linked ubiquitination
Cellular component (GO): nucleus
Molecular function (GO): ubiquitin conjugating enzyme activity
Source: RefSeq, a predicted model, not a curated record